Messenger RNA from Orbicella faveolata, 1209 nucleotides. RefSeq lists its product as uncharacterized. NCBI's taxonomy places the organism in Eukaryota, Metazoa, Cnidaria, Anthozoa, Scleractinia, Merulinidae. The record is from RefSeq and is a predicted model, not a curated record.
UGUGUACUUUGACAAAGGCUAAGGUCUAUUUGUUUUCUUUGGUUGGACUCAACUAAGUAACUCAAGUUUGCUAUGCUCGGAUCGUGAAUAAAACUGUAAAUCUCUAAAUGUUUAAUGACGUUUCCCAAUUCUGGCCGUGUUUAAUUUCUCCGUCAAAAUUGCUUCCAUACGAAGCCGUAAUCUAGCUAGAAAUGAAAUCACGGGGUCAAAACAUAACUUAGUUUUCUCUUUUUAAUACCGCAUCAUAGAUCUCGAUUCGCCGCCGCGGAACUUCUAAAUCAUUUUCUAAGCAAAACAAAGAGAAAUUAGCACUGACGACCACCCCCAUUUCGGUCUUUAACAUCCCACUUGCGGCUCUUUGAAGGUGUAUAAAAAGGCGGAUAAGAAAAGCAGACUGAUUCUCUCUUCUUUCUUGAGUCGUCGACAUCAUUUUGAAUUGAACAGUUGACCGAUUUGAUCACUUGAUGUCGAGGCGACAUAGAAUGCCGCUGACGCCAGUGUUUCUUUUUGUUGCUCUUUUCAUCAUGAUUACGCCAGUGUUGGCCGAUGAUGAAGCAAGCGAGCAGGAGAUUACGGCGAAAAUAGCACACCCACGACAAUUUCAAGACUGGUACUCACAAGGUGACACGAAAAAUAUUCGUGGAUUAGCAAACCUUCAGAGAGCAUCUAGAACAUUUUCUCCCUGUUUUUGCGGACUUACUUCCCUUAAGUGUUGUCUAAGAAAACGGACACUUGCCAAGGUUGAGGAAGCUGGAAACAUCUCAGUAGGAAACUCAUUCUGAGUGAAAACGAUUGAAUGGCAGUUACUGAGCAGUUUUUUCGCGGUGAAAUAUCAGUAUGAUAUAUUUGAAGGUUGGAUUAACCGUUGGAUAAAGAACUUACGCUCAAAUAGCCUGGAUUAGUUUAAACUUGUAAUUGAGGAUUUUCUUCUCAUUAGCUCACAACUGACUGGCCUUAGAAACAAAUAUUAAAGUCGACAUGAUAAGGAAUGGUAAGGUGUUGUAGCGCCAUUAUUUUUGUUGAAAUUGCAGGGUGCUUAUCACAAAAAUACACAGAACUAUGGAUAUUUCUCUGGCUCCGAGCUCGGCUUUUGAGCGAGUCGAGGAGGGGGAAUACAAAAAGAAAUAAAUUGGGCCUGUUAUUUGACACCUAAAGCUAUGCAAAUAAAAAAUAUACUGCAGAGAGCUUAUAUUUACAUCUUUUUUCUCU